Messenger RNA from Exophiala xenobiotica, 1386 nucleotides. RefSeq lists its product as uncharacterized. NCBI's taxonomy places the organism in Eukaryota, Fungi, Ascomycota, Eurotiomycetes, Chaetothyriales, Herpotrichiellaceae. Bases 1 to 1386 code for a protein of 461 amino acids. The record is from RefSeq and is a predicted model, not a curated record. Gene Ontology annotation, molecular function: hydrolase activity, hydrolyzing O-glycosyl compounds. The transcript has 2 exons. Gene Ontology annotation, biological process: carbohydrate metabolic process.
AUGAGUCAGAUCCAUACCAUUUCUCGUUCCACCUCGCGUUCUUCUCACUCCAAUCCUUUUACAAGCGCUCGCAAUGAAAUCGGUACUCCAAGCGCCGGGUCAAGCACCAGGGGUUUCGUUCUACAGAAGCACAACACGACGAGGAGAAAGUUCAAAUCAUCGCGCUUCACAGGGACAGAGUAUCCUAAGCCUUGGUUGGAACAGAAAGAACCGCGCCGGAAGUGGGAGAGAGUCAUCUUCUGGACAUCAGUCGCGGUCGGCGUACUAAUUGGGGCGGUCAUUUGCUUCUUCAGCUACAAAUCCGUUUCCAACUUCGAAUACUGCCUGGUCCUCGAAGACGACUUCGAGACACUAGACAAGAAUGUCUGGAACUUCGAGGUCCAGCGUGGAGGCUUUGGCAGCGGAUCAUUUGAAUGGACAACCGAAGACGCAAAGAAUGCGUAUGUUGAUGCCGAAGGUCUCCACAUAGUCCCGACUUUAACGACAGAAAGUACGGGAAUCACUCCUGCUGAACUGAACGACAACUACGUGCUCAACCUCACCACGGCCGGCACCUGCACGGCGGUGUCGGGAAACCCAAAUGACUGCUCGGUCCGCAGCAAUGAGACCUCGGGAACGCUCAUCAACCCCGUCAGGAGUGCCCGCUUGAACACUUCCAAGCGCAAGAACAUCACCUACGGCCGCGUCGAAGUUGUCGCCAAGGCUCCCGUGGGCGACUGGCUCUGGCCUGCCAUCUGGAUGAUGCCCGAGCCGCAGGGAAAGCAUGGGGCCGGUGCAUACGGGGCCUGGCCCGCCAGUGGUGAGAUCGAUAUCGCAGAGUUCAGAGGGAACGCCGGAUCCGAAUACCCUGAUGGUCGUGACAGCGUCGGCAGUACUCUGCACUGGGGUCCCAUCUCGGAUGCUGACGCCUUCUGGAAGACGUCGGGAAAACACAACCUCCGGCGUACAGAUUAUUCGAAAGCCUUCCACACUUUCGGUCUCGAGUGGUCCGAGAAGUAUCUGUUCAUGUAUGUGGAUACUCGGCUGGUGCAAGUCAUGUUUACCAAGUUCGAUGCUCACAAAAACAUGUGGGAUUUCGGCAACUUUGGCGCGUCACUGGUCAACAAUUCGGCCAUGUAUGAUCCGUGGAGCAGCACCGGUCGCAAGAGUACUCCAUUCGAUCAGCCAUUCUAUCUCAUUCUCAAUGUGGCAGUGGGCGCCACGAAUGGCUUCUUCGAGGAUGGCGUCGCGAACAAGCCUUGGGGUGACAAGAGUCUGACUGCACCGAGAGAAUUCUGGGAUGCAAAGGACAGCUGGUUGCCGACUUGGGGAGAGGGUGCUGAGCGAGGCAUGACUGUGCGAUCCGUCAAGAUGUGGAGUCAAGGCAGCUGUAAGAGUAAAGCUUGA